This is a messenger RNA of Cooperia oncophora, 516 nucleotides long. Lineage: Eukaryota; Metazoa; Nematoda; Chromadorea; Rhabditida; Trichostrongylidae. The record is from the annotation of a GenBank genome assembly.
AUGAAACCGAUGAUGGACUUUGGCGCGCUCCAAAUGUUUCAGCUGCAAUUAAUGUGGCAGCCACACCUUAUGCAGAACUUCCUGGCAAUGAUGCAAACUGAUCAGGAGCACAGGCACCAUGAAAAGUUACAACGAUUCAAGGAGAUCACACCUAGCAGCGCUGUGAAUGCUCGAAAAAGGCCUCCGUCGGUGGCCAGCGAGGGAAAGAAGUCAAAGCAUCGGAAACUUGGAGAUGACCCAGUGAAUGCUUCACCCGUCAGCGGGAUGUUCAUCAAGGACGAGUCAGCUGUGCCCUCUGCUGAAGAAUUGCAAAAGGAUGCCGAUUCGCUGGACGAAACGGCUGCCUACGUAGAAGUGUCAGAAGAGAGCCGAAAGAAAAUUGAAGCAAUCGAAAACGUGAUUGGCGAUUGCGUUUGUUGUUUGUGUAAGGUGCGCUACGACGACGUUUUCAAACUAGCCCAACAUCGCUGUCCUCGAAUUGCUCACGAAGAGUAUCGAUGUCCAGAAUGCGAAAAG